Erpetoichthys calabaricus (reedfish) is the source of this 1146-nucleotide messenger RNA. RefSeq names its product solute carrier family 35 member G3-like. The transcript has a single exon. Gene Ontology annotation, cellular component: membrane. NCBI's taxonomy places the organism in Eukaryota, Metazoa, Chordata, Cladistia, Polypteriformes, Polypteridae. The record is from RefSeq and is a predicted model, not a curated record. Bases 1 to 1146 code for a protein of 381 amino acids.
AUGUUCUUUCCCCACAGCCUAUCCAUCACAGAUAUCUGGACCGUGGAGGUAAUAUCAGAAGAUGGAGACUGGCCGCAGGAUGCCACUUCCUCGGGAGAUGAGUCACAGAGGUCAGAAAGGAAGGAGACGCCACCAAUGGAGAACCUGCGUUACUGUGAGCUGUCAGAUUCUGCCAAAGGAGUUCUGGUGGCCCUGCUGGUGGGUGGGGUGAUAGCAGGCUUCAUCCCGAUUCUGAGUAAGCUGGCUGAGAGCGUCGAGACUGUUUCUCCUCUGCAAAUUCUACUGCUGCGUUGCCUCCUGCACCUGGUGGUGUGUGCAUUUCUGCCAUGCCACAGAGAGAACCGUACCCUGCUGUGCCUGGGCCCCAGAGUCACCUGGCAACGCAGCAUCAUCUUUGGAUUCAUUCAGGUCAUUUCAGUCGGCUGCGCCUACACGUCCUUCAUAGAAGUCUCUGCGGGUAUCGCUGCCACCGUGAGGAAAGGCUCAUUCGCCAUCUCUUCUACAGUCAUGGUCCUCUGCAUCGCCCACUCGCACCUUUCUGGCUACACCUACUUUGGGCUCUUUUGCACGUUACUGGGGCUGGUCAUCACCACACUCCCCAGCUUUAUCCAUUCUCACAACAGGAUUGACAUGAAAGCCAUCUUGGGCUACACCUUAGCCUGCUUGGGAGGGACUGCACGCGCGGUUGGCCUGAGUAUCUUUCAGUCUUUCACUCACAAGGCCAAAUUUAAUAGCUCCCUCUUUACCUUUGGGCUGGUGGGGACAAUAAUCUGUGGGCCUGCCUUGUUCUUCAUCCCACUCAUCUGGCCCGUCAGGGUCCCGACUUGGCUAUGCAUGUCGGCUGUUGCCAUCCUUGGACUGGUGAUCUUCCUGGCCACCAACUAUGCUGUCACCAAGAUUCACCCCGUCCUGGUGUGUGGCCUGCUGCAGUCUGAGGUGGUGGUGUCCUUCGUGCUGCAGUCCGUCAUACUGAAGGAAGCAGUCUCUGUCUCUGAGAUCAUUGGCAGCUGUGUCAUUGUGGUCAGUGUCAUACUGCUGAUUGUGGAGAGCGUCAGGCAUAAUACCUUACCAAACAGCAUAGAAACACCUGAAAGUUGCCAGGAGGAGAAAGCUGUUUUGCCACCCCCUAGUGAAGGUGACACUUGA